GUGACAUCCCUAAUUCCUGCCCCUCAAGCGCUAUAACUUCCCAGAAUUCGAAUUUUAACCCCUUCCGUAGGCGGCUCGCCGGGCUGCAGCGAGCGUUAAAAGGGAGAGCUCGCUCUCUAGGGUUUUGCAGUCUAGGGUUUUGCUGGGGGAUGGAAAUGGCGAGUACGAAUGGAAGGGAUCAGUCGCGGGAGUACGUUUACCUCCCGCUCGUCGACGCUCUCAAGUCCGUCGGCGUCAGGGUCAACCUCUUCGCCGUCGUCUCCGAGAUUGGCGCCGUCAGGCGAAGCAGAGGAUCCGAUUAUGUUCUCACAUUGAAGAUAAUGGACCAGUCUUACUUAGCUCCAGGUAUUUCGGUGAACUUCUUUUCAGAGAGGCCAUCAAAACUACCCUCUGUUAUGUUAAAUGGGGAUAUAAUCGGUCUUCAGCGUGUUGUGAUGAAGAUUCACAAUGGAGACCAUUAUUGUGUUUAUAAUAAGAGGUUUUCCUCAUUUGCACUAUUCCAAGGGAAAAUGACAGAGGACUGUAGUCCUUAUCAAAUUUCUCCGAAGUUUCAGCAAAGAGAUCAUGACGAUGAACAUUUAUCACAGCUAAGGACAUUGUUGAUUGAUCAUCCACCUGGUGCAGUUUUAAAAGAAGGAGAAUUGCAACUUAGGAGGAUCAAGACACAUACUCUUUUUGAUCUAGUAUGCAAGGUUCUUCAUAUCUGCAAUACGUCCAAUGGUGAGUGGAUACUCUUUGUUUGGGAUGGAACAGAUGCUCCUCCUCUUAUGCUUCAGAAUGACUUAAACACUGAAAUGACAGCCCCAACUCCCCUGCGUCCUGAAGAGUUGCUUUUGUCAAGGGAAGUCUUAUGCUCAUUUCCUCCUGUUGGGACAGUGUUACGAGUAUUUGCGGACAAGUUCUUCAAAGAGUUCCCACAUUUGUUAAAUGGUGGAUGCUGGGUCAGGUUAUGUAAUAUUAACUGUGAGGUGCAAUCUGGGAUUUGGAAGGGCAUGUUAAAAGUUUGCAGUAAAAUUCGUCUUUUGUCUGAUGAUGAGAGCACUGUAUUGGAUUGUCUCAAGAAAUACAAUGCACGUGUUAAAUCACAAGCUGAACGUCUACCUUUGACGUGCUUUCCUUGGCCUUCACAUAUUCUAAGUGUGGAUGGUUAUUGUGGAAUCCCUGCGACAUUGAUGGAUUCACUCACCUGUAAACAGGUAAAACACUUGGUUGUGUGCGUAGUCCGGGUGGUUUCAUCAUGUCCUUGGCGUGCUGAGGAUCUACGCUCUCCAGUUGGUGGGCACUUCCGGAUCAGAGUGAUUCUCGAAGAUCCAACGGCAAGAAUUUAUGCAUAUAUAAUCAAGGAACAAGGGGAGAAGUUUUUUGGAGCUUGUUCGACACAAGAUGCAUUGACUAGAGGCAUGAAUGCCCUACUCGGUAUAACCGGCGGUUCGGGCGGCGAUCCUCCUCCUAGGGAGCCACCGUGGGUGUUGUGUUGCUUGAGGUCUUAUUGCUUGGACGAGAGUGAUCCGUGGGGGUCUAGACGAUACCGAAUCGUCAACACCAGGCUUAGCUUGUAUAACUGAACAGAAUCGUUAUCAUAAAGUUCUGAAGAACAACUCGUCUUAUGGUGUACAUAUUUUGGUUUGGAGCCCUGUGGGUUGGCAACAGUGUUUAAGUUUCAUCCUUUUCUGGUCUUUUGGUCUACUUUGGUGCUUUACAAACUUGCUCAAACUGGAUGUGCAAGAACUAUUUUGUUUGAUAGCUGAAAGGAAUGUUCUUGCUUCUGUGUCAAAUCUCCGAUUUUAAAGCUUUCGUUUCUUCGACUGCA
Messenger RNA from Ananas comosus (pineapple), 1810 nucleotides. RefSeq names its product protection of telomeres protein 1a-like. NCBI's taxonomy places the organism in Eukaryota, Viridiplantae, Streptophyta, Magnoliopsida, Poales, Bromeliaceae. Gene Ontology annotation, biological process: regulation of telomere maintenance via telomerase; telomere capping. The record is from RefSeq and is a predicted model, not a curated record. The coding region runs from base 150 to 1565 and encodes 471 amino acids. Gene Ontology annotation, molecular function: telomerase inhibitor activity; G-rich strand telomeric DNA binding. The transcript is spliced from 10 exons. Gene Ontology annotation, cellular component: nuclear telomere cap complex; chromosome, telomeric region.